AUGCCGUCCCCGCCCAUAAAGGAGCUGGAGGAGGCGCGGAGCUGGGAGGGGGCCCACGACGUGCGGCCGCUGGACCGGAACGUGCGGCGCUGGACGGGGCUGCUGCUACCCAACAACCCCCCAUACAACACGGGCGCCUUCCGCUUCGAGCUGACCUUCUCUCUCAACCACCCGAUGGAGCCCCCCUGCGCCACCCUCCGCACCCCCAUCUAUCACCCCAACGUGGACCUCGAGGGCCACGUCUGCCAGCCCCUCACCACCCACGUGUACUGGAAGCCCACCACCCGCGCCAUCCAAGUGCUCCAGGACCUGCUGCUGCAACUGGACAGGCCCGACCUCCAGCAGGCGCUGCGGCCGGACGUGGCCCGGGAGAUGCAGGAGCGUCCCGAGGAGUUCCGGCGCCGGGCAGAGGAACACACCCGUCUCCACGCCGAGCCGCGCCCCGACCCCCAUAUAUGA
This is a messenger RNA of Sturnus vulgaris (Common starling), 459 nucleotides long. Lineage: Eukaryota; Metazoa; Chordata; Aves; Passeriformes; Sturnidae. The record is from RefSeq and is a predicted model, not a curated record.